AUGGAGGACUAUAAGUUGUUGAGUCAGAGGGAGGAAGAAGCUGCACGGAUGCGGGCUGAGGCGGAGAAGUUGGUUAGAGCUGCUCGCGCAGGUGCGGAGCAGCUUGAAAAAGAUAAGGCUGCUUUUGAAAAGCAGAAGCAAACUGAGGAGUGGGCUGUGACUGCCGAGCUUAAACAAGUGCGUACCCUUGCCAAGUUACUUUCUGAGGAGCAUAAGAAUUGGAAAGAAACACUUUCCAAUGAGCGUAAGACAUGGAAAGAAUCUUGGGCUAAACAGAAUGAAAAUCUGUUUCGUGCUCGCCAGGAGUUGGUUAAUGUCAAGGCAGCGAAUGCUGUUUUGGGCAAAGAGAAAGCUGCGGCUGAGGUGAUUGCUGUUAAAUCCCAGCAGGCGGAGGCCCGGGCUGUGAAGGCUCUUGAAGAGGCCAAAGAGGCAGGGGCCCGUGCUGCAAAGGCCCUUGAAGAGGCCAAAGAGAGGGAGAGUCGUGCUUCUAAGGCUUUUGAAGAGGCGAAUGUUGAGCGCACCCGUUUGAAUCAGGUUGUUGGCAGCCUUCAGGUUGAGGUGCAGACUCGCGAGGCCAAGCUUGCAGACAUUACUGCCCGCGUGACUGUAGCUGAAGACCGGGCUAACGAUGCUGUCGAGGCUAGGGACGCCCUGACCUUGUCGUUUAACCAGCUUGAGAUUGUUCAAACUAUCAUGGAUGCGCCUGAGACCGCAACUGGCAUAGACUUGAUCAAGCAGCGUGCCCGUGAUGCUGGUUUUAAAGCUGGUUACAGCCGCUGCAUCGGCUGUAUAAACAUUUUGUCUAAAGGCGGCUAUAUUGAUGAACGGCCCGGGUUUCGUGACGUGGACACCGAAGCGCUUCUUGAUGCGGCCGUUGCAUCCUUUUAUGACAUGUCUCUCUCUUGUGUGGAGAAGCUUGACGAAUGCUUAGAGGCCGCGGAUCAUGUAGACCAGUUGCGGAUGCUAUAUGCCGACGCGGAGAGGGAUGGUACAAAAAAGUGCUUAAGAGUAGAGGUGGGCGCCAAUGAUGAAACCUGCGUUCACUUUUUUGUACCAUCCCUCUCCCUCUCAAAAGAUCAUGUCAGAUCGCAUACAUAA
Molecule: messenger RNA, 1098 nt
Organism: Helianthus annuus (common sunflower)
Lineage: Eukaryota; Viridiplantae; Streptophyta; Magnoliopsida; Asterales; Asteraceae
Exons: 3
Coding region: 1-1098 (365 amino acids)
Source: RefSeq, a predicted model, not a curated record